This is a messenger RNA of Tetranychus urticae (two-spotted spider mite), 2610 nucleotides long. RefSeq names its product dopamine beta-hydroxylase-like. The record is from RefSeq and is a predicted model, not a curated record. NCBI's taxonomy places the organism in Eukaryota, Metazoa, Arthropoda, Arachnida, Trombidiformes, Tetranychidae. Gene Ontology annotation, cellular component: secretory granule membrane. Gene Ontology annotation, biological process: dopamine catabolic process; norepinephrine biosynthetic process; octopamine biosynthetic process. Gene Ontology annotation, molecular function: copper ion binding; dopamine beta-monooxygenase activity.
ACACUCAAUGGUCUCGCUUUUUCCUGUUAUAAAUGGGGAUAUUUAUUAAUAUACUUAAUAGUAUUAAUAUGAUCACCAAGAAUUCAUUUAUAUUUAUCAUCAACACCAUCAUCAUCAUCAUCAUCAUGCCUAUUCUUAUUAACUUUAAUCAUUUCGCUUUCAAAUUUUUAUUAACACUCUCUCCCCUUUACCAACGACACCUUUUCCCUAUUGAAACCUAAGUCCGCCUUUUUUGCUGCCUCUUUGCUGGCCUUAAAGUAGUUAGAAGAUCAACCUGAUCAUCAUUAUCAUCUUUACUAAUCAUCUUAAACCAGUUAACUUUUGGAUUAUCUAUCGUGAUGAUUUGUUAACUUCGUGUUAAAAUUCAGUUCCAACAUUUUUCCUUUUCUUGCUCUUGUUACUUUCAACUCUUUGUGUCAUAGCUUUCCUUUGUUUAACAUAAUAUUAACAAGCACAAGAUUUUAACCUUUGAAUCACAACUUUCUUUUGUUUCUCGUUUGGUUCCACUUUUUUAUUCAAAUUGGAGCUGUUUCUUAUUAUGUAUUUGCUUGUUUCUUCACUUUUAAUUGUUCUUUACAUUCAUCUGCAAUCAAUCCAUUGUGAUCCAAAUAAACAUGACCAUCUUGAUCUUCACCAUUCAAAUGUAACUUCGGCUAACUUUUCAUCGCAUUCUUUAACAUCUCCGAUUACGCAGUUAUUGUCAUUUCCUGGUUCCACUAAAAAACCAAACAAAAAUUCUUUAACUUCAAAUGUAACUUAUUUUCAAAGUCCUCUGGAUAAUCGAGAUGAUUACCACUUAUUUUGGUCAAUUGAUUAUGACGCCAAAGUGGUUAGUUUUGAGGUUAGACUAAAGUUGAAGUCUAAAUCCAACUGGUUUGUAAUCGGAUUAUCCAACUAUGGGGAACCAGCUAAAUCAGAUGUUUGUAUCUUCUGGACUGAUCGUUUGGGUCGACAUCAUUUCCAGGAUGGCUGGACAGACGAUAAAGGUUAUAUAAAUAUAGAUGCUCAAAAUGAUUGUCAAUUAAUCAAUUUGCAGAGCAAUGGUAAAACCAUUAGAUUUUUGUUUCAUCGAGAUUUUGACACUUGCGAUAUCAACGAUCGACCUAUUGAAGAUGGAACUAAUCAUAUUAUUUACGCUGAAGGGCCAGGACCCAUCAAACAUGCAUAUGGACUCAACCUUUAUAAGGUUAAACAUGGUUUUCAGCGUCUGCAGUUGCUGAAAAGCACUGAAAAAGUACCAGAUCUACCAGCCGAUGUCAGAAUAAUCGAUGUUACCAAUGAUAAUGUUGUUAUACCUGACGAUGAGACAACUUAUUGGUGUAAGCUAGUUAAAUUUCCCGAAGACAUCAAACGCAAACACCAUAUUGUUCGAUAUGAAUCAAAUAUACACACUGGUAAUGAAGCUCUCGUUCACCAUAUGGAAAUUUUUCACUGUGAAGUUGACCAAUCAGUUGAAUUGCCCAGUUGGAAUGGACCUUGCCACGAUAAAAGUAAACCACCCAUUCUGGAAGCAUGUAGUAGAGUUUUAUCAGCCUGGGCAAUCGGUGCUGGGCCUUUCUCUUAUCCUGGUGAGGCUGGUUUACCUUUUGGUGGAUCCAAUUUUUCUCUGUAUGCCAUGUUAGAAGUACAUUACAAUAAUCCCAAUCAUCGUUCUGGAAUCAAAGACAAUUCUGGUAUUCGUCUGUAUUAUACACCAAAUUUACGAACUUAUGAUGUUGGUGUCUUAGAAAUAGGAUUAACAUAUAACGAUAAAAAUUCAAUUCCACCCAAUUCUUCAUCGUUCAUCUUGUCUGGUUACUGUGUUACUGAAUGUACCCGUGUUGGCCUACCUUCAACUGGUAUAACUGUUUUUGCUUCUCAGUUACAUACUCAUUUGACUGGUCGUAAAGUUUGGACUCGACAUUUUCGUGGGGGAGUCGAGUUACCUAUAUUAAAUCGUGAUGAUCAUUAUUCAGCGCAUUUCCAAGAGAUUCGAGCGUUAAAAAGACGAGUUCAAGUUUUACCUGGAGAUUUAUUGAUUAACAGCUGUCUAUAUGACACAACAUCUCGGGACACAAUCACCCUCGGUGGCUUUAGUAUUUCUAAUGAAAUGUGUGUUAAUUACAUGCAUUACUAUCCAAGAUCAUCUUUAGAAGUUUGUAAAAGUUCCGUUGAUGACUCAAUUCUAGCUCGAUAUUUUGAUUAUUUGUCAUCUAAUGAAAAACAAAAUACCUCUUCAAUAGAAAAAUCCAUUGCAGAUAAUUAUCGUUCAAUUGAAUGGACUCCUUACCGCACCAGAUUUUUAGAUAAAUUUUAUUCAGUCUCACCUCUUUCAAUGGAGUGUCGCAGAUCUGACGGUGAUCUCUUCCCAGGUGAUUGGAAUGGAGUAUCCUUGCCUGAAUUAAGAGUCGAGUUAAAACCAAAAAGUCCAUGUUCACAGCCCGAGGAAGCUCUAUCUUCAGAAAGACGAUAAAUCAAUGAUGUUUAACAUUCAUGUAUUAUCUUAUUGUUACACAUUUUAUUGGGUCCAUAUUUGAUUUUUAUUAGAUGUUUAGAUUCAAAUCUCAGGAUAACAAAAUAUUGUAGAAAUCUCAAAGUGUAAAUAAAGAACAAGAAAAAUUAUUUAGUGAA